AUGACUACUACAGUUCCAUUAAUAUAUUCCUUUCCUGGAUUUGAUGGUGUUGCUGAUGCAGUGGCUGAUCAUAUUAUAUCAGCUCAAAAUCAAACUUUAUAUAAUACCUUAGACCCCAAACAAAUUGCAUUAAUUAAAGAAGAACAAGCCAAAAGACCUGGUUUAUUAACUUCUUCAUCCACUGCCUCCAUUUCUCAUUCCACUAAUCAUUCAACCAGUCCUUCCACUUUGAAUUUAUCUUUAAGUACAACUCAAUUAACUAAUGGUAUAUCGAAUGGUAAUGGUAAAAAAGAUAAAAAACGAAAAUCAGCUGAUAUAAGAUUUAAAAUUGCUAUUUCAGGUGGGUCAUUAGUUAAGAUUUUAAACCAAGGUUUAUUAUCAUCAUCAUGUAAACAAAUUGAAGAUUUAAUUGAAUGGGAUAAAUGGGAUAUUUAUUUCGCUGAUGAAAGAUUAGUACCGUUCGAAUCAAAAGAUUCAAAUUAUGGUGAAGCCAAAAGACAAAUUUUUGAUUUAAUAAAAGGGGAUAAAAAACCAAGAAUCUUUCAUAUAGAUGAAGCCCUUAUAGAUGAUAGUCAAGAAUGUGCUGAUGAUUAUGAAAAAAUCUUGAUUAAUAAUUUCGCUAGAAAAGAUUCAGUUAAAUUACCAAUGUUUGAUCUUUUAUUAUUAGGUUGUGCACCAGAUGGUCAUAUUGCUUCAUUAUUUCCAAAUCAUGGUGAACAAUUACGAGAAAAAUUAGCUUGGUGUUUACCUGUUUCAAAAGCUCCAUCGGGUCCUGAAAAUAGAAUCACAUUAUCCAUCCCUGUCAUUUGUCAUGCUGCAAGAGUUACUUUCGUAGUGGAAGGAUUAACUAAAGCUCCUGUCAUGAGAAUUAUAAUGGAAAGACCUGAAAAGGGAUUACCUUCUUCCAUUGUUAAUGAGGGUGCAGCAGGUAAAGUCAGUUGGUUUGUGGAUGACGAUGCAUUAAAAGAUUGUUAUGAUAUUACCAAGAAGAAGUAUAAAUUUUUAUCCAUUGAAACUCCAAAUUCUACAUAA
Scheffersomyces coipomensis is the source of this 1032-nucleotide messenger RNA. RefSeq lists its product as uncharacterized. Gene Ontology annotation, molecular function: 6-phosphogluconolactonase activity. Gene Ontology annotation, biological process: pentose-phosphate shunt; carbohydrate metabolic process. The coding region runs from base 1 to 1032 and encodes 343 amino acids. The transcript has a single exon. The record is from RefSeq and is a predicted model, not a curated record. NCBI's taxonomy places the organism in Eukaryota, Fungi, Ascomycota, Pichiomycetes, Serinales, Debaryomycetaceae.